This is a messenger RNA of Symbiodinium necroappetens, 1169 nucleotides long. Lineage: Eukaryota; Dinophyceae; Suessiales; Symbiodiniaceae. The record is from the annotation of a GenBank genome assembly.
GCGGACUAUCUGCGGAAGCUUGUCUCGGAAGGGAAUGUGGCGCCAUCUCAGAUCCUCAAACAGGCCAAGCGCGCAGGUGUGGGUGGAAAGAACUCCAGGUCAGUUGUUCGCCCCCCGCCCAUCCUGCUUGAUGCCGAAGGCCGCGAAGUCUGUUCUCGAGCGGAUCGUGAUGAUGUGUGGCUUCGUCACUUUGGUGACCAGGAAUGCGGUGAAGUCAUGACAGUGGAGCAGUUUCUCACAGCUGAUGAUAAGGACCUUCGAUGCUAUGAUGGGCCACAAUGGAGUGCGGCCGAGCUGCCGAGCCUCACGGACAUCGAAUCAGUUCUUCGGCGACUUCCACGUGGCAAAGCCGCAGGCCUUGACCACCUCCCCUCAGAGCUGCUCGCGGCUGUUCCGAGCUCGAUGGCUGCUCUUAUACAGCCACUGUUUCUGAAGUCGCUGCUUUUACAUCAGCAGCCGCUGCAGUGGCGAGGGGGCGUACUCUAUGCUGCUUGGAAGCAGUCUGGAAAGCUCAGUGACCCGGCCAGCCACAGGUCACUGUUUGUCUCCAGCACCAUGGGCAAAGCCCUUCAUCGGGUCAUCCGCAAUCAGGCGAGUACCCAGAUCCAGGGAGUCCUCCACGACAUGCACUAUGGUGUUAAGAAGGGGGCGCCGGUGACUUUCGGUGCCCUCUACAUCCUCAGCCACAUCCGACACAGCUACCGUACGCGAUGUUCGAUGGCUGUUCUUUUCUUGGAUAUCCGCUCUGCCUAUUAUAGGAUCCUCCGUGAGGCCUCAUGUGGUGACAUUCGCAGCGACCUCACAGUCGCCCGCAUCCUCAAAAAGUUUGGCCUGACUGGAGAAGAUGCGCAUGAAACUGCAGUUGAUCCAAGAGGGCGGGGCGAUGAGAGACGCUGGAGUCAGUCCGGCGUUAUGUUCAGCGGCUCGCGCCCGGGGGAGAGUUGGGCAGACGCCCUCUUCAGCUUCCUGUAUGCCAGGGUGCUUGGCAAGAUUGCGGAGUUGGCGGACGGCGAGGAGCUGCUCAGCUACCACCACCUCGAGGAGGCAGCUGGAAUUUUCGGCCGAGCUGGAGUUGGAGAUCCCUACGGAGCCCGUGACACUACAUGGGCCGACGAUACUGCACUACCACUGGCCGACCGAAGCCCGGAGCGGCUUUUGAGAAAGGCGCA